This is a messenger RNA of Mycena indigotica, 651 nucleotides long. Its product is annotated as Phosphatases II. The transcript is spliced from 4 exons. The record is from RefSeq and is a predicted model, not a curated record. Gene Ontology annotation, molecular function: protein tyrosine/serine/threonine phosphatase activity. Bases 1 to 651 code for a protein of 216 amino acids. Gene Ontology annotation, biological process: dephosphorylation. NCBI's taxonomy places the organism in Eukaryota, Fungi, Basidiomycota, Agaricomycetes, Agaricales, Mycenaceae.
AUGGCCGCAAACUCCUGCCCGACACUUAACUCAACGGCUGAUAUGCAAGCUCCUACGAUUGAACAAGAACGUCUUGUCGUCGCUCUCGGAAAGCUCGAUAGGCCACGACCAAUUCCCAAUUCUUACUGGGCAACGGGUUACCUUUUGGCAUGCGAAUACCCAUGGCAUCCUUUAGACAGUUCUUGCACAAAACUCGAAGCCUUGCUGCGAGCUGGUACUCGAACUUUUGUUGAUCUCACUGAGGAUGGCGAGCUCUCUCCGUACGAGGCCUACCUCUUGGUGCUUGCUCGUCAACUCAGAAUCGAUGACACGGAACUCGAAUACCAUCGUUUUCCUAUUCGUGACCGCUCACUUCCUGAAAGUGUAGAGCACAUGCAUAGCGUCAUGGCAGUUCUCCGAGACAAUAUGGACCGCGGGCGCAUAACUGCCGUUCAUUGUCGAGGGGGCAUCGGGCGCACGGGCAUGGUUAUUGGAUGUCUCCUAGUUGAGAGAUUCAACUUGACGGGUGAAGAGGCUCUACAAAUCAUCGCUCGGGAGUGGCAAGGAGUCGCUAAACGGAUUACAUACCCUCAUAGCCCCGAGACGCCUGCUCAAUUUGCCUUUGUGCGCGAGUUCCAACCCGAGAAAGUUUGCCAACAGCUUGUUUUCUGA